Helicoverpa zea (corn earworm) is the source of this 3010-nucleotide messenger RNA. RefSeq names its product acetylcholine receptor subunit beta-like 2 (gene nAChRbeta2). NCBI's taxonomy places the organism in Eukaryota, Metazoa, Arthropoda, Insecta, Lepidoptera, Noctuidae. The record is from RefSeq and is a predicted model, not a curated record. The transcript is spliced from 11 exons. Gene Ontology annotation, cellular component: postsynaptic membrane; synapse; neuron projection. Gene Ontology annotation, molecular function: acetylcholine-gated monoatomic cation-selective channel activity; transmembrane signaling receptor activity. Gene Ontology annotation, biological process: nervous system process; signal transduction; regulation of membrane potential. Bases 312 to 1907 code for a protein of 531 amino acids.
GAAUCUAGCAAUUUUUCCAAACUAUUGAGAACCCAAUUAGAUGGCAAUUUACUUGCGCAUAAUGUUCCUAUUAUGAAUAAAGCAUUAUCGUUACAAAAAUAUAAAUCCACAAUAUUAAAAAACCAGUAACGCCAUCUACACGCCUCAACACGAAACACAAUUCGCGAACUCCCGCCUCCUAGAACAAUAAAGUCAUAAGCACCACUAUUGAUUACGCCUGCGCUGUACCAAAGCUCAUCUUAUUGAGCAUCUCACGAUAUUGUAAACAUGUUCCAUUAAAAAUACACAAAAUAACACUAAUAUCUAACAAAAUGAAGCUGGGAUUCGUGUUUAUAUUGCUCAGUUAUGCCAGAAACUGUUUUGGAGUAAAACUGCUAGAAGCAAACCCAGAUGUCAAACGCCUGUAUGACGAUCUACUGAGUAACUACAACCGUCUCAUAAGACCGGUGACCAAUGUGAGUGACAUACUGACUGUCAGGCUUGGGCUGAAACUGUCGCAGUUGAUGGAAGUCAACCUGAAGAAUCAGGUCAUGACUACUAAUCUUUGGGUGGAACAGAAAUGGUUCGACUACAAACUACAAUGGAACCCAGAUGACUAUGGCGGCGUUGAGAUGUUGUAUGUACCAUCUGAACAUAUCUGGCUACCUGACAUAGUGCUCUACAAUAACUGGGAUGGCAAUUAUGAAGUGACGUUAAUGACGAAAGCCACUCUAAAGUACACAGGCGAGGUAAACUGGAAGCCGCCAGCGAUCUAUAAGUCCUCAUGCGAGAUCAAUGUGGAAUACUUUCCUUUUGACGAACAGACUUGCUUCAUGAAGUUCGGCUCUUGGACUUAUAAUGGAGCUCAGGUUGAUUUAAAGCACAUGGAUCAGUCCCCCGGAAGCAGCUUGGUUCAUGUUGGAAUAGAUUUGAGCGAAUUUUAUCUGUCAGUGGAAUGGGAUAUACUGGAAGUACCAGCCACGAGGAACGAAGAAUACUAUCCAUGCUGCCCUGAACCGUUUUCAGAUAUAACAUUCAAGCUGACGAUGCGCCGAAAGACGUUGUUUUACACGGUGAACCUGAUCAUACCUUGUGUUGGACUAACGUUCCUAACAGUACUGGUGUUCUACCUACCUUCGGAUUCCGGUGAAAAGAUAUCGUUAAGCAUCUCGAUUUUGGUGUCGCUGACUGUAUUCUUCCUGUUGCUGGCUGAAAUAAUCCCGCCCACGUCGCUCGCUAUACCUUUAUUAGGGAAGUAUUUGCUGUUCACCAUGAUUCUGGUGUCUCUGAGUGUUUGGAUGACCGUUUGCGUUCUCAACGUUCAUUUUAGGUCCCCAUCAACGCACACCAUGUCACCAUGGAUGAAGAAGUUGUUCCUCCAGCUGAUGCCUAAACUCCUCAUGAUGAGGAGGACUAAGUACUCGCUGCCAGAUUACGAUGAUACCUUCGUUUCCAACGGCUACACUAAUGAACUUGAGAUGAGCCGAGACAGUUUGACUGAUGCGUUUGGGGACAAGGACAAUGGUGAUUAUCGCAAAUCGCCAGCUCCUGAGGAUGACAUGCUGUCUGCUGGUGGAGCUCACCAAAGACCUUCAGUAACCGAGUCUGAGAACAUGCUGCCUCGUCAUCUGUCUCCUGAGGUAGCUGCGGCGCUGAAGAGUGUGCGGUUCAUAGCGCAGCACAUCAAGGAUGCAGACAAAGAUAACGAGGUGGUUGAAGACUGGAAGUUCAUGUCCAUGGUAUUGGACCGUUUCUUCCUCUGGUUGUUCACCAUCGCCUGUUUCGUGGGCACCUUCGGCAUCAUCUUCCAGUCACCAUCACUCUACGAUACCAGGGUACCAGUAGACCAGCAGAUUUCUUCCAUUCCUAUGAAGAAGAACAACUUCUUCUACCCCAAGGAUAUUGAGACUAUUGGAAUUAUUAGUUAAAUUAUAUCGCCUAAGGAUAAUUAUUUAGCGACUUUAGUUAAAUUAUGUAAUGACUUUAGUUAAAUUAUGUAAUGACUUUAGUUAAAUUAUUUAAUGACUUUAGUUGAAUUAUUAAACAAAUGUAGUUAAAUUACUUAGUGAGUUAUUUAGAGAUCUAAUAUUCAAAAUGAAAACAGACCCUACCCUUACCGAAAUCAUAUUUGUAUGUAAUGUUUUAUUAGAUAGAUCCCUUAAAGUUUAUACUAAUAAAAGGAAUAACAUAAGCAAAUUAUUGAUAAUUCCGCAGGGUUUUAGGUUGUAUGUUUUGCUCUGCAUACAUAUAGCUGUAAGUAAAUUGCUAAGCCAUCUUCGAUGUCAUGAUGAUUGAAUGUAUUUGCUCACCUUUUGUGGCACAAUUUAAAGAUACAUGCUCAUAUCUCGAUGUUUACUUACCGACAACAUUCAUUUAUAUGAAUUUUUUUACAAACACCGGUUCUAAUUAUCAAUAUACAAUAAAUAAAAUUUAGCACUGUAAACUAAUAUUUUUAACUUUUUUAUUUACAAAAUAUAUCUAUUCUAGACGUAUUUCAGAUUUUGAUCUGUAUAAAAAUAGACUUUUAAAAAUGUUGUAUAUAAUUUCAACUGUCGUAGUCAGAAUUAUAAAAAUACUAAUAUAAUUAUAGAAUUAUACGUAGAUAAAUAAAUGUUUUAAUCAAUGAAUAAAUACAAUAAUUAAAAUGUGUACGUGAUCAAAAUAAUUUUUCGCAGUGGUAAUUUUAGUUUAAUUUAUUUCACAGCGAUAUUUAACUGUAACACUGUCAACACUAAAUUAAUUAUUGAAAAAAUAUAAUUCUGCUCAAAAAUAGAAAAUUAGAUAUCUCCUAAAAUGUACGUUUUAUGGAAGGAAAAUUAAAAUGUAUUGUAAAAAGUAUAACAUUUUAAAAUUAAGUGUCUAAUGUAAUUUUAAAUUUAAAUAAAUAUUUUAAUGUAACGGCUGUGAAUGAUAAGUUUUAAAUUUUAUAAACUGACAAGUUUAAUAAAUAUAGUUCAUGUGUAUAAUAAUGAAAUGUACUUUAAUGUUAUCGACACAAAGUUUAGAGCCUAAUAAAUACUAAUGAAGAUCU